AUGUUCAAGCUAGUUGCAUUUCUGGUGCUCUUUGUGGAAACAUCGUGGGCCCAGAAAGAUCCGCUGCAUGAUUUCUGCCGACGAUUUGGACAUCAGACCACCGUGGUGGAUCAAAAGCUCUUCAUAGACGGAGGCCAGGUUGAUUGGAACCCCAUAGCGCAGAACAAUCAAAACUAUACAAACACUUGGCUGCUCUACAAUGAUCUUAAUACGAGCCCCGCUGGAAUUGGAGUCCCUCAGCUCUAUGCGAACCUUUCGAAAAACUCGUCGAUUCCCGAUGUGACUGGAGGCAUAUUGUGGGGUGAUGAUGUGAACAAGAGGUUUUAUUUAUACGGAGGGGACUAUUCUGGAAUCUCGCCGAAUACCCCGAAUCUCCUGUCGUAUGAUCUUCUUUAUAAUCAAUGGGAGUCUUUCGGAGCUCCUAACACACCGAUACAAAGUGUAUCGUGGGGUGGUGGGGUAGGAAUUUCAGCGCUGGGACAAGGAUAUAUUUUGGGCGGAUGGUUGAGCAACAACUCGGUACCAGGCUGGACUGGUUCACCCUGGGCGACGAGUACAUUGAUCAAAUAUGAUAUGGACGCUGGAAUCUGGUCAAACAACACUGGCCCGGAUUCUACGCCGCGGGCGGAGGGUGUCAUGGUGUAUAUUCCAGCAAGCUACUCGGGGCUACUGGUUUAUUUUGGAGGAGUCACGGUUUUCAAUGGCAAUGGCACAAGUCUGUCGGCCUCAAUGAGUACCAUUCAUGUUUAUGAUAUUCAGAGCUCGAAAUGGUAUACCCAAACCGCUGUUGGGGAUGUGCCUUUGGCGAGAAGGAGGUUCUGUGCCGGUGUUGCUUGGGCACCAGAUAGAUCUUCAUAUAACAUAUAUCUCUACGGUGGCCAGGGAUUCGGCGCAAAUUCGACUGGCUUUGACGACGUUUAUAUUCUAAGCCUCCCCUCUUUUCAGUGGAUCAAGUGGUGGGAAGGAUCUGGAGUCGGUAAACCGCACCACUCUGUAACCUGCAACGUGGUUAACAGUGGUCAAAUGCUCAUUGUUGGAGGGACUUUUCCGCUCUCCGAUGAUUGCGAUAGCCCAACGACUUGGGGUACACACAAUCUCGAUCUCGGGAAACAAUCUGGGAAGAUGUGGAAUGACUACCAACUUAAUAUUAAGUCUUAUGUGGUACCUUCCGAAAUCAUCUCUGUAGUUGGUGGCUCGUCCCUGGGCGGCGCGACGGCCACGGCACCAGCUGGCGGUUUCGAGAACAGCGACCUUGCUGUAUACUUUACACAGCAUGCCUCAAUUGCAUCUCGAUCCCCAACGCGUGCCAUACCGAGUCCUACGAAAUCCGCUGGUCCCUCCUCUUCCAGAAAGCUCUCGACGGGAGCAAUUACCGGAAUUGCUGUGGGAGGCGGUAUCCUACUCAUUGCUGUGCUUCUAGGGGCGUCCUGCUGCAUUCGCCGGUAUAGACAAACUCACACAGGCGAACUUUCUCAAACGCAAUACGACCCCGCACCUCAAGGUCCUUAUUCUCAAAACGGACAGCAUUUUCAGCCUCAUCGCCAAAGCCAGCCUUAUCAACUACCGGCUGCGGUGCCCGUCGAGUUGUCCGCGAACAACUAUCAGAUGGAUCCAAAGUCCCAGCAAGUCCAUGAAUCACCACGCUACAGCGAGCGACAAGGCCAGCAACCAGUACCUCAUAUCUCACCUACGACUUCCCCACCCCAAUCUCCAAGUUAUAAUGAGUGGCACGCACACCCACCAAUAUCUUACAUCUCUCCCACAAUCUCCACGCAUCCUUCGGUUUUGACCGAUGGGACGCAAUGCAGUCCAUCGAAUACAACAGCGUGUGGGCCUCAGACCUCACCCGCCCCCACAUACUCGAGUCUUGGAAGAACAAGGAAGCUUGUUCCGCCAAAUCAGACGUAUUACUCACCUUGAUUAAUUUGCUAAGUUUUUGAGCGAUUCAUUUUCACGGGCGUUUCCAGGGGUCUUCACGAGAACAUGACAUAGGGUCUCAAAAUUGACAGCCGAGAGCCUGUAAUUACUGUAUACAACGGUCACGAAUGAAAUAUUUCCAACACG
Molecule: messenger RNA, 2064 nt
Organism: Hyaloscypha bicolor E
Lineage: Eukaryota; Fungi; Ascomycota; Leotiomycetes; Helotiales; Hyaloscyphaceae
Exons: 4
Coding region: 1-1920 (639 amino acids)
Molecular function (GO): protein binding
Source: RefSeq, a predicted model, not a curated record